CCGCCGGCACGGGCCGGGACGGGGGCGGGAAGGGGCGGCCCGGAGCCGCCGAGCGCGGCAAGGUGUGUCCCAGGUGCCAGCGCUAUAUCAGGCGACGCGGUGGGGCAGCUCCCCGAUGGCGGCGUCCGCCAUGGCUGAGCCGCGCUCUAAGCGGCCCCGCGUGACGCUGCCCGCCUGUCAGGCGCACCGCGCGCUGCCCGGCAGCCGCGUGAGGCAGAGCUUCCCGCCCGCCGUGGAGGAAGGCCUCUGCGGCGUCACCGGCGCCCUGCUGGAGCUCGCUUACUGCCUACAGGCGCUGAGUGAAUAUUUUGAUCAGUCACAUGUGGCUCUACCAAAUGUUUCAAAGUUCUUCUUGCAUCAAGCUCUGGAAGAAAGAAAAGCUGCAGAGGCUCUGAUGAAGUAUCAACAAGAAAGAGGUGGCCAUUACUGUUCUAAAACCAUUCAGAAACCAAACUGUGAGUAUGCAGUUGGUCUGAUGAAGGCCCUGGAACUAGCAAUGGUACAGUGGAAAACUAUGGUACGGUAUUUUGAAGAGCUUUAUGCCCUGAGUAUUGAAAAUGCUGACCCUCAUAGCGCAAGCACUAUCAAGAAACAAUUUAUUGGGCCCAAAAUCCGGAAGAUCAAGCUGAUGGGAGAUCUGCUGACCAACGCUCGCAGGCUUGACUGUUCCCAGGAUGGCAGGAAUAGUCUUGGCGAUUACUUUAUGGACCGGUUGCAGGAAGAGUUCAGAACAGGCAUAGAGCCCUCCCUGUCUCUGCAGCAUUGUACAGGAGCUGCAGAGGGUCUGAAGCAACCCCUGAGAGAAUCUUCCCAGCACAGAAAUGGCACAGGGCCAAUCUGUGCAACCAUACACUGUGCUACCAUGCUGCCACAGCGUAAUGAUGGGACAGGAGCAAAAGUGAAGCAGGGCAAGGAGGGCCUUUAAUGCUGUGGCUGUUGCAGCUACAAGGCAGCUCCUAAGGCAGACCUGUAUUGAGGGUGAGCUUGAGACCAGGACUCAGGAAACAUGAUGCUAUAUUGCCCCUCCUGCCUUACACUCUGUCCUCUGUCGAGUGACAGCUCAAAAUCUAUCCCAUAUCAUUAUUGUGUUUAAAUGACAGCAAGGUUGCUAGUUACCUAGAUUGUUUGCAUAAAUCACAUUUUUAUAUAUGUAAUUCUUCCAAGAAGCUUUUAAACCUCUUUUCUAUCUUAAAUGAUUAGUUAGUGAAAAUUAUUUCUAACAGUAUAUAUAACUUUUAUUAAAAAUAAAAAAGCAACUUUAGUAUAUGGAAACUUCUAUGUGGCAUAAAAUCCAAAGAUUUAAUUUUAUAAUAUUAAGUAUUUUAUAUUACUGACAUAUUUUACAUUACUAACAAGUAUACUAACAAAAUUAAGUCUUUUGAAAAAGGCUGUUUUAAAACAAGGUUUUCUUAUCUUAGUUCUAUAAUUGUAGCUAUUUAAAUGAGUAGUCUUAAUUCAUUUACUUAUCACCCAGCUAUUUCUAGUGGUGUACUUCUCCAGGAUGAAGGAUGCAAACAUUUUCUUAACAGUGGGAGUAAGAUAAUGUGCUGGUAUUCUCUACAGUUAUUUGCCUGGUUGGCUUCUCUCAUCCUCAUAAAGCAGAGGAGAGACAUUAUGGGUUCUCAUUAGAUGUGAUCUUUACACGUUCUCGUGCAUAUUUUGCAAGUGUCACUGAAGACACUAGCUCCAGGGCUCUGUUCAGACUUAAUCUAGGGUGGAUGUUUUAAUUACCAUAUAGACCCCUCUUUCAGCUAGUUAAAUUAUAGUAUGACAUUACUGCUCUUUCUUGUAUUUAUCGUGGUACUCAGUAGAGGAGUAAGAUCCUAGUGAAAAUACAGCACAAUUAACUAGAAUUGCAUCCUAGAGAGCGGCCAGUUUUGCAUUUCAGUUAGGGCAGUGUUCAGUUAAGGAGGCUAUUAGCACCACCACACCUACGGCCUUUGCUUUAGCCAGCUUGGGUAGAGUUCAGAGCUGUCCAGAUUCCUUCUGUUCAUCUCCUACAGGAGAGCCUCUCUGUACACUGGCUACCAAGGUCACCUAAGAAGAGCAACUGGUUAGAUCAGCUGCCUGCAGCUAGCUUUUUCAUCUCUGUAUACAUUACCUUUUACGUACCUAGAGUUUGCCUCAAUGACAGAUUGUCUCACACUUUUAUGUAAUACUGUGAUACUUUUGUUAUGCUUGACAAUAAAUUCAGUUCAGAAGUGGCAAUUUGCAUCUAUACUCCAAUCCUCAAUUUACCACAUAGGCAUGCUAGUAUUCUCUCCAAGAGAAUUUUGCAUGUGUACACAAAACUGCACCAAUACGUUUCUCCUAAGAAAGUUGCACGAGAUGGAAGACCACAGAAUGACAAUAAAUGCCAGAAAACUGCAUUAAGAACACUGUACAACAAAACAUUUUCAGUAAACUGAAUUUUAUACACAGCUGCAGUUAAGUAGUGAUUUCUGCAUUAUCCCACCUACUUUCUGUUGGUGUUUUAACGCAGGGCAGACAACAA
Pezoporus flaviventris is the source of this 2494-nucleotide messenger RNA. RefSeq names its product ferritin light chain-like. Gene Ontology annotation, biological process: intracellular iron ion homeostasis; iron ion transport. The coding region runs from base 116 to 925 and encodes 269 amino acids. Gene Ontology annotation, molecular function: ferric iron binding; ferrous iron binding. The transcript has 3 exons. NCBI's taxonomy places the organism in Eukaryota, Metazoa, Chordata, Aves, Psittaciformes, Psittacidae. Gene Ontology annotation, cellular component: cytoplasm. The record is from RefSeq and is a predicted model, not a curated record.